Cyanidioschyzon merolae strain 10D is the source of this 2241-nucleotide messenger RNA. Its product is annotated as nucleotide excision repair protein XP-D. Gene Ontology annotation, molecular function: hydrolase activity, acting on acid anhydrides, in phosphorus-containing anhydrides; DNA helicase activity; ATP binding. Gene Ontology annotation, cellular component: nucleus. The record is from RefSeq and is a predicted model, not a curated record. Lineage: Eukaryota; Rhodophyta; Bangiophyceae; Cyanidiales; Cyanidiaceae. Gene Ontology annotation, biological process: transcription by RNA polymerase II; positive regulation of mitotic recombination; nucleotide-excision repair. The transcript has a single exon. Bases 1 to 2241 code for a protein of 746 amino acids.
AUGAUAGUCGAUAUCGAGGACCUUGCCGUGAAUUUUCCCUACAGAGAACCGUACCCCGAGCAGCUACAGUACAUGCGGUCAUUGAAACGUGCCCUUGAUGCUGGAGGUCAUGCCGUUAUCGAAAUGCCCUCCGGUACCGGUAAGACCGUUAGCAUCCUGAGCCUAGCGAGUUCAUACAUCAGCCGUUGGCCGCUAGUUUACAGGAAACUUGUUUACUGCACCCGAACGGUUGAAGAGAUGGAAAAGGUGCUGGCUGAGGCGAAGCGCCUCUUUGCAACAAUGCAAGCGAACCGCGGAGAUCCCUCCGAGCUUCUAUGUGUUGGCCUCGCUGCCCGGAGCCACCUGUGUGUGCUCGAGGAGGCUUUACACAAUCCACGCGGUGUGGAAAGUGCCUGCCGUGCGCUUACUGCUUCGUGGGUUCGAGAGAGGGCAUACCAGUCGACUGAUCAUGGACACCAGGUCGAUAUUCCACCAGGUCUCUGUCCUUUUUACGAGCGAUUUUCUUCGGCGGCUUCACAAAACUUUAUUCUACCAGCCGGUGCAGCGUAUUCUAUUUCGGACUUGCGAGAGUUUGGCGCUCGCGUAGGAUGGUGUCCCUACUUUCUGGCGCGUCAGAUGGUUCCCUUUGCUCAUAUUGUGGUUUAUAGUUAUCAGUACAUUCUGGAUCCUCGAGUAAGCCGUGUUGUGAGCAGCGACUUCGGUCCCGAUACGAUCAUAGUUUUCGAUGAAGCUCAUAAUAUUGACAAUGUUUGUACCGAGGCCUUCAGCGUACAGCUGAAUGACCAGCUACUCCAGUGCGCGGCUCGGAAUCUGAAUACACUCUCUUCUAGAGUCCAUGAGAUGAAACGACGCGGUGUGGAACGACUCCACCAAGAAUAUGAGCGUCUUGCAUGGGGAAUCAGCACCGCGGACCGAGAAUCGCAGCUUCGGGAUAUGCAGAUAGCUGGCCUCGAUCCAAGCGCACUGCCAUCGCUGGUUGUGGAGUCAGCGCCGGAUGCCAGUGCUAUGAUACCUGAUCAAAUGCGAAUAUCCCUGUGUCCAGAAAUCCAAUCGACUGUUGGAUUCCUACAGUUUUUGCGCCAGAUCUUGAGUUACGUGCAGGAACUGGUCGAUUCCAAUCUUAUCAUGGAAGAGACAGCGCAGCGCAUGGCGCUUGCUGUAUGCCAUAGACUCAGCACAGAGCGAAGAGCGCUCCAGCUCGCCUCAGACAGACUCGUUUCAUUGCUAUGGGCACUGGAAAUAUCUGAUGUUGCAGCCUUCUCUCCCUUGCAAAAGCUGAGUGAUUUCUGCACGCUCCUAGGAACCUAUUCUGCAGGCUUUGUGGUGAUCAAUGACCCGGAGGAGAGAAUUUUUCACCUUGCGUGCCUGGAUGCAUCACUUGCCAUGCGACCGGUCUUGACUCGAUUCAAAAGCGUGGUGAUCACAUCUGGAACGUUGAGCCCUCUGUGGUUCUAUCCGCGGUUGCUGACUUUCAGGGCAGCGAUCGCAGAAUCAUUUCCAAUGUCCUUAGAGCGGGCGUGUCUGUGUCCCUUGAUUGUGACGCGGGGGGUCGAUCAGUCCCCCAUCAGCUCGCAGUACAGCACGAGGAAGGAAAUAUCGAUUGCUCGGAACUAUGGAGAAUUGCUCCUCAAUAUGGCCGAUAUUGUCCCGGAUGGCGUUGUUUGCUUUUUCCCCAGCUAUGAAUUCAUGCAUGACAUUGUCUCCCAAUGGGUAGAGAGCGAUAUCCUCCAGCGUCUACAGAAACUGAAGCUCACAUUUGUUGAAACUCAGGACGCUGUCGAGGCUGGUCUUGCGAUUAAACAUUAUCGCAUGGCCUGUGACGCGGGCAGGGGCGCUGUGCUGCUAUCGGUCGCUCGCGGCCGCGCAGCAGAGGGCAUAGAUUUUGAUAAUCACUAUGGGCGGUGCGCAUUACUUUUCGGUGUUCCUUUUCAAUACAGUGAAUCUCGUCUGCUGAAGGCACGUCUCUCAUAUCUGCAGCAACGUUAUCAGAUACGGGAAGAUGAGUUUCUUGUUUUCGACGCAAUGAGGCAGGCGGCCCAGUGCGUAGGCCGUGUUAUACGCAACAAGCAGGACUAUGGCAUUAUGAUUUUUGCCGACAGGCGAUACGCAAGACCGGCUCUUCUACAAAAACUUCCGCGGUGGAUCGCUCAGUUUCUUGACGAUGCUUACAUCGGUUUGGAUAUCGGUACAGCGGUCAAUCACGCAGGUCAUUUCUUGUUACAGAUGGCGCAGCCUCUGUAG